AUAAUAGUUAGGUCCCUGACAUGACCUAUUAUCCCCCCUAAUGUUUACCACCUUUAUAAUAGUUAGGUCCCUAACUUGACCUAUUAUCUCCCCUAAUGUUUACCAGACCGUUAUAUUGGUUAGGUCCCUAACUUGACCUAUUAUCUCCCUAAUGUUUACCACCUUUAUAUUAGUUAGGUCCCUGACAUGACCUAUUAUCUCCCCUAAUGUUACCAGACCUUUAUAUUGGUUAGGUCCCUAACUUGACCUAUUAUCUCCCUAACGUUUACCAUCUACCUCCUCAUCAGUGUCAUCACUAGUACAUGUCAAAAUAUAAUCCCCUGGAUCACAAGAUAUUAACACAAACACUAUGUACAAUAAAAUGCCAUACCUGUGAUUUUACCUAUUAAUAAGUACCAUAUACUCAAUUUCGAUUUAAUAUUUGCCAAAAGUGACGAUUCAAUUGAGCAGAUUUCACGGUGAUUUUUUUUACAAUAACUCAUUGCAGCUGUGUCCAAACUGUAUCAAGUGUAUAGACAUGACACAAAUGAAUUUUUUAUACAAGAAUAAAUAUGUUUCAGUGCUCUGAAAUUUUUCUGAUCUCUAUAUAUUAUCGCUAAAUCCUUAAAAUAUGUCAGAAUUAAAAGCUGUUAAUCAUAUAUUUAUAAGAAAUGGACAGAAUCCCACGGCAGUAUACAGGGACCUGGCUUUGGUUUUAGGGUGGACCCAUAAUAGGCCCAUAUAUAAUCUUCAAAACAUAAUCUACUGAUCUAUCUGGUUGUUAUGUCUGAAACCAAGUAUAUGGCUAUACCUUAAACCUUUGGCCAGGAUAUACUCCGAAGGUGUAGAGAAGCAAGGUAAAAUGAGCAAAACCCUUGGCUUUUUAUGAUAUUGAAUUCUUUAAUUCAAGGCCUAGUUUCAUCAAUAUUCCUUAAGUUAAGGAAACUCUCGAACGGAAGUUUUCCCAUAGGAAAGCCUUACAGAAGUUAGGGAAGCUUAGGAAAGCCUUACAGAAGUUAGGGAAGCUUAGGAAAGCCUUACAGAAGUUAAGGAAGCUUAUGAAAGCCUUACAGAAGUUAGGGAAGCUUAGGAAAGCCUUACAGAAGUUAGGGAAGCUUAGGAAAGCCUUACAGAAGUUAAGGAAGCUUAGGAAAGCCUUACAGAAGUCAGGGAAUCUUAGGAAAGCCUUACAGAAGUUAGGGAAUCUUAGGAAAGCUUUACAGAAGUUAAGGAAGCUUAGGAAAGCCUUACAGAAGUUAAGGAAGCUUAGUAAAGCCUUACAGAAGUUAGGGAAUCUUAGGAAAGCCUUACAAAAGUUAAGGAAGCUUAGGAAACAUUUACAGAAGUUAAGGAAGCUUAGGAAAGCCUUACAGAAGUUAGGGAAUCUAAGGAAAGCCUUACAAAAGUUAAGGAAGCUUAGGAAAGCCUUACAGAAGUUAGGGAACCUUAGGAAAGCCUUACAGAAGUUAGGGAAUCUUAGGAAAGCCUUACAGAAGUUAAGGAAGCUUAGUAAAGCCUUACAGAAGUUAGGGAAUCUUAGGAAAGCCUUACAGAAGUUAGGGAAUCUUAGGAAAGCCUUACAGAAGUUAGGGAAUCUUAGUAAAGCCUUACAAAAGUUAAGGAAGCUUAGGAAACAUUUACAGAAGUUAAGGAAGCUUAGUAAAGCCUUACAGAAGUUAAGGAAGCUUAGUAAAGCCUUACAGAAGUUAGGGAAUCUUAGGAAAGCCUUACAAAAGUUAAGGAAGCUUAGGAAACAUUUACAGAAGUUAAGGAAGCUUAGGAAAGCCUUACAGAAGUUAGGGAAUCUAAGGAAAGCCUUACAAAAGUUAAGGAAGCUUAGGAAACAUUUACAGAAGUUAAGGAAGCUUAGGAAAGCCUUACAGAAGUUAGGGAAUCUAAGGAAAGCCUUACAAAAGUUAAGGAAGCUUAGGAAAGCCUUACAGAAGUUAGGGAACCUUAGGAAAGCCUUACAGAAGUUAAGGAAGCGUAGUAAAGCCUUACAGAAGUUAGAGAAUCUUAGGAAAGCCUUACAGAAGUUAGGGAAUCUUAGGAAAGCCUUACAGAAGUUAGGGAAUCUUAGGAAAGCCUUACAAAAGUUAAGGAAGCUUAGGAAACAUUUACAGAAGUUAAGGAAGCUUAGUAAAGCCUUACAGAAGUUAAGGAAGCUUAGUAAAGCCUUACAGAAGUUAGGGAAUCUUAGGAAAGCCUUACAAAAGUUAAGGAAGCUUAGGAAACAUUUACAGAAGUUAAGGAAGCUUAGGAAAGCCUUACAGAAGUUAGGGAAUCUAAGGAAAGCCUUACAAAAGUUAAGGAAGCUUAGGAAACAUUUACAGAAGUUAAGGAAGCUUAGGAAAGCCUUACAGAAGUUAGGGAAUCUAAGGAAAGCCUUACAAAAGUUAAGGAAGCUUAGGAAAGCCUUACAGAAGUUAGGGAACCUUAGGAAAGCCUUACAGAAGUUAGGGAAUCUUAGGAAAGCCUUACAAAAGUUAAGGAAGCUUAGGAAACAUUUACAGAAGUUAAGGAAGCUUAGUAAAGCCUUACAGAAGUUAAGGAAGCUUAGUAAAGCCUUACAGAAGUUAGGGAAUCUUAGGAAAGCCUUACAGAAGUUAGGGAAUCUUAGUAAAGCCUUACAGAAGUUAGGGAAUCUUAGGAAAGCCUUACAGAAGUUAGGGAAUCUUAGUAAAGCCUUACAGAAGUUAAGGAAGCUUAGGAAAGCCUUACAGAAGUUAAGAUUUUUUUUCUUAAAUACAUUAUGUAAUGCUUUCCUAUAGACACUUUUAAGUUGAGGAAUAUCUUUUAAGUUAUGGAAUAUUAAUGAAACCAGGGCCAGGUAUGAGAAACAAUGGAGACAUUGUCAUUGCUGGAUUGUACUACAGUCCUACAACUUCUGUUUAUGUUUUGUACCAAUAUGUUCUUGUCAUGAUAUUUUUAUACUGUUAAAUAAAUAAUUAAUUGAUUAUA
This is a messenger RNA of Pecten maximus, 2940 nucleotides long. Its product is annotated as myosin-14-like. Gene Ontology annotation, molecular function: protein binding; ATP binding. The record is from RefSeq and is a predicted model, not a curated record. Gene Ontology annotation, biological process: response to radiation; SOS response; double-strand break repair via homologous recombination. The coding region runs from base 1038 to 2750 and encodes 570 amino acids. The transcript has 2 exons. Lineage: Eukaryota; Metazoa; Mollusca; Bivalvia; Pectinida; Pectinidae.